Exophiala xenobiotica is the source of this 4522-nucleotide messenger RNA. RefSeq lists its product as uncharacterized. Gene Ontology annotation, cellular component: plasma membrane. The transcript has 4 exons. Gene Ontology annotation, molecular function: calcium-activated cation channel activity. Lineage: Eukaryota; Fungi; Ascomycota; Eurotiomycetes; Chaetothyriales; Herpotrichiellaceae. The coding region runs from base 150 to 2690 and encodes 846 amino acids. The record is from RefSeq and is a predicted model, not a curated record.
UACGCUUUAUGCGGCCAACAGAAAACUCUCCCUACCAGCUGUACCUACCUAGGAAGGCAAUGGUGACCCUCGUUCUGAUCUUGAUGUCACAUUUGGUCUAAGCAUUUCACAAGAUACAAGAGCGAUUCACCUGAGCGCAUGGUCGCGAGAUGGAGAGCAUGAAGGACAAGACACCAGGUACGGGCGGGCAUCGAGGCUCGGGCUCGACAUCCUUUGCCGCCCUAGGGGCUGCCCUUAUCCCGACAGCCAUCACCGCUGUCAUAUUCCUGCUUGCCUUCCUGCUACUUCGACCCAGGUACAAGAACAUCUAUGCACCGCGGACAUAUUUUCGCACCAUUGAUCGCAAGGAUCGCACUCCGUCAUCAAGCCACAGUUCUGUAUCCUGGUACCACGACUUUCGAGCCCUCGACGACAAGUUCAUCUUGCGUCAUUCCUCGCUGGAGGCAUACCUCUUCCUACGCUACCUUCGCAUGCUUGUCCUUAUCUGUGUGGUUGGAUGUUGUUUGGCUUGGCCGGUCCUUUUCCCAAUAAAUGCUACCGGAGGCGGUGACUCGACUCAGUUGGACAAGAUUUCAUUCAGUAACGUCUACGAUCGCCGACGGUUGUACGCCCAUGCUGUGAUUGCCUGGGUCUUCUUCGCGUUUAUUGUCCUUCUUAUAACCCGCGAAAGACUUUUUGUGGUUGGUCUUCGUCAAGCAUACCAAACCACCCCUCUCAAUGCAACUAGAUUGUCGUCUCGAGUGGUGUUGUUUCUAUCCGUCCCCCCUGUAGGCCUCCGGGAGGAAAACUUACAACGAUUCUUCGGGAAAGAUGCUGUUAAGUCUUGGGUCGUAUCGAACUUGAGUCACCUUGAAAGCCUUGUUGGCAAGAGAAACAGCAAAGUCGACAGACUCGAAGGUCUAGAAUUGCAAUACAUACAAAAAGUCAACCUGAAAGGAGAUAACGUCCGGAACGGGCAUGACGGGACCGCCGUUGCCACUGGUGGACAGCAGCACCGACCCAAACAUCGAUCGCAAUACCUAGGCGGAGAUAAGAUUGCUAGCAUUUCUCAGCUACGAGAAGAGAUCACUGGCAUCGUUUCUGAUGUGGAUCGAGUGCGACAAGCUGACUCCAGCCGACCAGAAACCAGCAAAGGUGCCAUCUUUGUCGAAUUCAAAGACCAAGCCAGCGCUCACCAAGCAUUCCAACAAGUGCGACAUCCAUCACCUCUUUCACUGCAGCCCAAGUAUAUUGGUGUCCAGCCAAGAGAAAUAAUCUGGCAAAACCUGAACCUUGAUCCAUCACUACGAAUUGCCUAUUCGUACAUGGCAAUAGCUCUCGCCCUCGCCACUAUCAUCCUGUGGUCUAUACCCGUUGGCAUCAUUGGUACCAUUUCCAACAUAAACUACCUGACGGACAAAUUUCACUGGCUUCGCUUUAUCAACAAGCUCCCUGAACCAGUGUUGGGACUAUUGACGGGUCUGGUACCGCCACUGCUACUGAGUAGCGUGGUCUCCUACGUGCCAUAUUUCUUCAAAUAUGUGGCGACACUAUCUGGGCAGCCCACCAGCAUCGAAGUCAACAAAUGGGCUCAAACAUGGUAUUUCGUGUUUCAAGUCGUCCAGGUCUUCCUCAUCACAACCUUUUCAUCUGGGGCUGCUGCUGUAGCCAACAAGGUCGCUAAUGAGCCGACAAAAGUACCAACAUUACUCGCAAAAAACCUGCCGAAAGCAUCCAAUUUUUACCUGACAUACUUCAUCAUUCAGGGCCUGGGCACAGCGUCCAAGAACAUCAUCAAUUACUCCGAUCUUUUGUCGUACUUGUUCUUCUACCACGUCAUGAGCAAAACACCUCGACAAAAAUUCACUGCCUAUUCCCAGAUGAAAGGAAUCAGCUGGUUCAAUGUCUAUCCCAAAUUUACCAACCUCGCGGUGAUUGCGAUAGCAUAUUCAUGCAUUGCCCCUCUUGUUCUGGGAUUUGCUGCAAUCGGAAUAUUCCUUUUCUACUUGAGCUAUCGGUACAACCUGCUUUACGUUGUUCGAGUGAAGUCGGAGACGCGAGGCGAGAGCUAUACGAGGGCUCUUCAGCACUUGAUGACCGGAGUCUACCUGGCAGAACUCUGUUUGAUCGGUUUGUUCGGCAUCAAGAAAGCCACAGGGCCUUCGACUCUUGUGUCAUUACUCUUAGUUCUCACGGCUCUUUAUCAUUUGACCGUCAACAAAUACCUCACACCUCUUGAGACUUAUCUGCCAGUGGAUGUUUUGUUAGGCGAUGAUGAAGAAGAAGAGCCGCUUCUGGGUGCCGAGAGAGAUGUGACGCAGCGUUCUCGCGUCUACAAAGUCGGUGCCGGCAAGGUGCCACCUACGCUGCUCGACCCCCUGGCCGCCUUUCUAGAGCCGCAUAUCUUCGCCUCACAAGAAGCUCUCCGACCGUGGCUGUAUGAUCCCGAAGGGGAGUUCGAAGAGUCCAAUUCCUACACCGACGAACAACUGAAGAAUGCGUACUUGAACCCCGCAUUGACGUCAAAGACGCCUAAAGUCUGGAUUCCAAAAGACCCAAAGGGGGUUUCAAAACAGGAAGUCGAAGAGAACGAGAAAGCAGGGCUGCCGAGCACCGACGAAGGCGCGGAGCUGGGCCCAUCGAAUGAAAUAUUGUGGAACCAGACCGAUUUCACAACCGUGCCUAUCUUCAAGGAGGUAACAAGGUAUUAGCGUUGAGGGUGCGAUCGUUGCUGGUGCUAUUUCAAUAGGGUUCCUGUCUGUACCAUGCUGCCACGGCUCACCCUUAUCUUGCUAUCUAUUCCGCGGGAUAAUGUUCCAGCAUUGAUGGCAGUUCUUCCGGUCCUGCAAGGAGCAGAUGAGGACUGAAGAAGAACAGAUGCCAAAAUAGGAAAGGUGGACAUGCAGAGUGGUGGUGAUUUGGGUUAUCAGCCCGCCAACCCCAAGCCACAAAAACCCAGUUAAGCACAGUGCAUGCAUCAAGUUCGGUAAGUAUACGGCGACUUGCCAACCUCACCCUGCUUGCUCAGCCCGCACUGCCGCUCCGUCGCAAGCGCUUGCUGCAUUCGCAUACCGCGUUGGCCAGGCAUUCCGCUGACAACGCUACCGUCCAUAUGCACUGGCCAAUAUAUUCCGUUAUGGCGCUCACGGCCCCAGUCUUCCAACUCCCUGUACUUUUGUCGAUGCUUCGGUAGGAUCGUAUUCUCCUAUGGCUGGCUGGACCCCUGCCGUUUCUCUUUGCCCCCUUCCCUACGACGCGAACUCCCCUGGCUAAUACAGUUGAAAGCUGACGCAGAACCAGCCAAUUGUCGGACAGUACCAAGUAGUGACACUGCAUCACUCAGUCUCGGAUUGGGUGUUUUUCCAGCUCCGGAUAAGCCGGCCACACAGCCUCAUGGCUACCGCCAGAGCUCAUCUCGGUGGUUGCAACCACCUUUCAUCGUUACCGACCAGUAUACAGCAGCACCAGGGGUCAUGGUCUCAUUGAGACGGCAAGACCUUACCCUGAAAUGGCGCCCGUGAAUCAGACACAAAGUCAAAGUUUCGAGACAUAUAAGACACCGCUGGUGCUGGUCCCUCCUCACAAUUCCCACGAAAGAACGCAUUAUCGACGACUCCAGCACAAUACAUAGACCCUUAUCAAUCCACGUCCUAGACAGAGAGGCCGUCUUCUUCAAGCAGAAUGUCUUCAUCAGUCCGCCCGUCAAUCCUCAGCCGCCUCACACACAGCUCCUCCUCCAUCCGGUCCACCUCAUCCUCGUCCUCCUCAUCAUCAUAUGCGUCAACAUCAUCUUCCACACCAAGUGGCUGCCGAGACUUCCAACGUACUAGGUACGCUAAAGAUGGCAAAGGUUUCGACUUCACCUCGACAUACCCGUACAGUACGCCCGCCGCCGUAGUAGGGGCUGCCAGCACAGCAAUGCCCGUCGGCUGCCGCGACUUCAAGCUCCGCUAUGCAAAGGACGGCAAGGGCCAUGACUUCAAUCCCUCCUACAGCUAUCCACCGUCCACCGAGACUCUACCUCUUGUUGCCACGGCCGCUGUCCCUAGAGGAUGUCAAGACUUCAAGGCACUGCGCUAUGCCAAGGACGGGAAGGGGUACGACUUCUCAGCAUCGUAUCCUUAUGAUAAGAACUAAGGCAUGUCAUGGUCAUGGCCAUGGUCGGGCAAUGAUGUUGCUUUCAUAGCGAAGGCGUCCAGUCAGAUUGGCGUGAUAGGUUCUUGGGGCCGCAGGCGUUCGCUGACUCAGUCUUAUUUUGCCAAGGGCAACAGACAGUGGCUGGACUCGGCAUAUUUCACGAUUCCAUCGGUCACCGACGAUGUGGAUGCUGGCGAAGAGGACUUCAUGCCUGUCGAAGACAGUGCGAAGAAGGUACUCGUCAGGCAGCCGUCAUCAGCUUUGCAAUGGUUAUGCUUUCUUGUUGAAGGCCGUUUGGCUGUCAUCUUAUGUACGAGCAUCGAAGCACGAAUCGAAUCAGGAUUUACGAUUUCAUAGCAUUGGGUCCAGGUCACGCCUGGGGAUCCAUUUUAUCAGUUUGAGAGGA